Molecule: messenger RNA, 3755 nt
Organism: Patiria miniata (bat star)
Lineage: Eukaryota; Metazoa; Echinodermata; Asteroidea; Valvatida; Asterinidae
Exons: 3
Coding region: 1-2505 (834 amino acids)
Biological process (GO): signal transduction
Molecular function (GO): protein binding
Source: RefSeq, a predicted model, not a curated record
AUGGGUAUCACUGAGCCUGUUCUACGCAAGAUCUCUCAGAGGCUUGGCGCCGAAUGGCGGAAGCUGGCUACACAUCUCGGUUUAAGCGCUGCAGAGAUCGAGCGCAUCGUGAUAGAUGACCCAGGCCAGACAGAGAACCAGAUCUUCAACAUGCUGGUCAAAUGGAGGCGCCAACAAUCCACUAGCGCGGAUCAGAGGGACAUGUUAUGCACAGCUCUGAUAGAGAUCGGCAGAAGGGACAUUGUUGAAGACCUGAUAGAAAUCACCGGACUCCAGGGGCCAUAUACCUUUGCCUACUUGCGACAACAAAUUAUUGACAACUACAAGCAAACUGCAACGACUAUUCCUGCACACCCUGUACUGGAGACACGUAAUGUAGAUAUUGAAUUCUUUAUUCCGCUGUUUCUCAGAAAGAACAUUCCAGGCAAAACAAAAUCGGACAGGUUUGUGACAUUACGAGAAGGAGAAAGAUUGUUAGAUGCAAAUCAAACUAUUACUCUCAAUUCCUUGGAUGAUUUGUUAAAUCCAGAAGUAGUUAAGGAAAUCAAGAUUCUUCUUUCUGGUGGGGCCGGGACGGGUAAAUCAACCCUGUUAGUGAAAGUUGCAAACUCUUGCAUCACACUUAGUUCAAAACCCCUUCUUGGUAGAUUCGAUCUUGUGCUUUGGAUAAAGCUGAGGCAAAUGCAGCAAUCUAGUUGUGUCUUGGAUGCCAUAUUUGACCAACUUCUAGCUCGAAACACCAAACUGACGAAACACAUAGUGAAAGGGUUCAUUGAUGAUCAUGAAUCAGGCAUUGUUUUGCUGUUGGACGGAUUAGAUGAAAUUCCAUCUCAUGUUUUGCAAUCUGAGGAGGGCGUGUACAGGGUUCAGGAUAUCUUACACAACAGAGUCCUUACAAAAAGUUUUGUGUUGGUAACUACCCGACCACACAUGACUCAAUACGUAUUGAGGGGUCACCAAAAGUACGCAGUUGUUGAGGCAUGUGGCUUUACACCACAAGACAGAGAUCAAUACAUCAGAUUAAACCUUUCUGAUGAUGCUGACAUGGGAGAGGCAUUGAUUUCAUAUCUGAAUGACAAUACCAAUCUGAGGGAUAUAUCUGCAUUGCCAAUCAUUUCCCAGAUGUUGUGCCUUGUUUGGAAGAAUCAAAAGUCCUUGCCAGAGAGAAUUACUGAGCUGUACACUGAGUUUGCAUUGGCUCUUUUCAAGCGCUGCAAUAAAGAUAUGAAUGAUGAUCAGGUGAUGUCUGACAUGAUGUCCAUUAUUGAUGGCUUGGGGCGUGUUGCAUUGCAAGGGUUAUUAGACUCUCGAGGGGAAAGACUCAUGUUCGAUAAAAAUGAAUUUCAGGAUUGUCAGUCUUGCUUAGAUGAGGGUUGUCGUGUGGGUUUCGUUCAGUAUGAAACAUACACUAGUGGUCUGGAUGUAAAGAUGUUGGUCACUUUCAUCCACAAGACCAUCCAAGAAUACUUUGCAGCAUGUCACCUGGUGAAAUUGCUAGAUGAUGAAAACAAUUUCCGUCAUCAGUUGAAGCAGAUUGGAGAACGCAAUGUUCUUGCGAUGGAAUACCUGCUGCGAUUUUGUUGCGGUAGAUCAAUGCAGGCAGCUGGUCUCAUUCUGGAUCACAUACAAGAGAUGCAAGGUGACGAGAUGAAACUGCAGAGAUUGGCUAGGCUACUGUUGAUUGAGUCUGGUUCAGAAGAGUUGGCAACCAAACUAGUCAGACCAACUGUGGUGGACUGCAAGAGUAAUGAAGACCUGAAAUCACUGAGCUACUACUUACAUGUCACUCCGUCACUUGAAGGUACAGAUUUUUUCAUGCAUGUAAGAAAGCAGGAGCUUACCCUUCUCAGGGGAAUUCUUGUGAGUGACAGCAUGAAGUCAGCUAAGCAUAUAAAUGUUGACUACUACUUGUCUGAGCAGAAGGAGGAGCUUAGCCUCCUUGAGGAAACACUAUAUGUGGUGGAUGAACAGCGCCGUGCUCAAUUACAAAUGGUGGUUCGCAUUGAGGCAAAGUCAUGGUUUGAUGUGGGGCGUGUAUCACACAGCUUUUUCCGCAUGCAGGAACAAAUAGGCAGGCUUGGUUUGUAUAUGCACCAACGAUCACUGGAUGAGGUUGUUGAUCUAUUGAAGGCACUGGAAGGAUGCAGGUUGGAUUGGCACAUACUGUAUGACACCGACCUGCAUGCACGGGUGCGAAAUGUUAGCCACAUCUCGUCAUCCCUUACAGGCUUGGGGCUCCCUGCAUGCAGGUUGGUAGAUGAUGACGUGGAGGACCUGAUCAGUAUCAUUCCUACUGGGCAUGGUUUACUAGGGCUUGCCCUUGAUGGCAAUGCAUUCAGUUUGGAUGCAGUGAGGGCUCUCACCCAGCAUCUCCAAGGUCUCCCGAAGUUACGUCUUUUGAAACUUAGUAACAUCGGUCUCGAUGCUGAGCUCAUCAGACAAGUUGUCAGUCAAGACCUCCCUCACCUGAAGGAAACAGAAGAGGGAUAUUUCAAAGCCUAUUAAUCGCCCACCAAGUCAUAACUCUCACCUGUUCCCUAUGAAUGCACCACGCUCACAAGCCGCAUCAAAUUGAAACAAGUAGCAUAUAUCAUCGGUCAUUUUACGUGAAAUCAAUGCUCUGCAACCCCCUCCCCUCCCCCCCCCCAAAAAAAAGGAAUAAGUAAAAAAACAACUAACAAUCAAUAACAACAAAAACUUUAUUUUCAGAGGACAAUAAGGGGCUCGAUAAUGAAUAAAAAGUCAACAAAAGGGUUUCAAUACAAAUAGAUGUAUUCGGAAUCCUCUUACAUUAUGAAUACAAAUAUACCAAGCAUAGUUCUUCAUUCUACUGAACCUCCACCCCCCCCCAAAAAAAAAAUUCAAUCCAUCAAUUAAUCAAUCACUGUGAAAGUCAAUCAACAAUUCCUGUACAAAAUGAUUCAUUGAAAUCUUCAAACAUAAUAGCACUGUACUAAGCAUUCUGGGUGUCACUUGAAAGUGAUAUUAAAUUGACCAUGUAUCUUGGGUGACCUCUGAGUACUAUUAUAAAUCUUCAAUCUAAUCGUCAAUUAAACAGGAGAAUCCACCUCUCCUUUCCAUUGCUUUUAAGAAAUUAUCUUGUAUCGCAUCAUCUUAGGUGAAAGUUGUGUGAGAUGUCUUCAACUUUUGUAACAAAGGCCUCCUCCUACCCUGUUAUCCGAUCAAUGUAGUAAUAUGGCAUUCAAACAAACUAUAAAUGUGACCACACGCAAAUGGCUGCACGACACCCUUCCAUAGACCAGUGCUGUGCAAAAUUUAGUGUACCAAAAAAUACCCCAAACCUUGGGUACUUUUGAAUUAUUUGCGUUUGUCUUAUGUACAAAUUUGGAAAAUUCUUGCAACUUCACGCCUUUCAAACAGACGUUUCUUUUGAGUGUUUGUGCUUCAUUCUUUAUCAAAUAGUUUCUGUAAAUAAACAAAUUACGCAAAAAUGGCAAAAAUUAUGAUUCCAGUUUGCUAACUUUUGUGUAGAUCUUUAACCUUGACUGUUUAUGUAAUAUACCUUUAAAGUGGUCCAGUUGUGUAAGGACAGUAUAACAUGGAUUUUGUUUACUAUUCAACUACAUGUAUAGGCCUAUGUCCAUAUUGAGAAUUACUAAACCAGUGUUCAUACUGUCAAACAAUUCAUGUAUAAUAUAUACAUGUAGAAUGUUGCAUUGCCAAAUGACACAUUUUUGUCAGAGGACAGUCAUGUUUGCUCAUUCAGGACCAAUCAUUGCAAUUGUUGUAUACGC